CGGCCGAGCGGCCAACCUGAGUGACAGUACGGGUGCUGAACGGUGCAGUUGGGAGAGGGUUGACGAACGAGGUCGGGAGCGGCAUGACCACGAUUGCGACGCAUAUCAUCGCUAGUUCGGCGACUCAACCGCGGCGGGUCGAAAGGUGUCGUUGAAGUGACGUCGGGAUAAAGUUUUGAUCUUUCGUCGCCCCUUGCAGCAACACAGGGCUCUUGAUUCCUGCCCGUUCUACGAAACCGCACGUCCAUGUCUUAGUAGAAACAGUAUCACUGGAGACACGCCCGUUGUUGCAGCAGGAUGGCUCGCGCCAAAUCGGCCCUCCUACUGGGCGCGGCUGUUGUGGCGCUGCUGUCCUGGGCCUGCGUCCUGGCGGCCGCAACCAACCUCACGACCACGAGCUCGGCCUCCACUGUGGCGAUCACGUCGAGCAGUCCGCAGCAGCCCCGUGACGAGACGACGCUGAGGACGCCUUCGUCUGGAGAGGCACCCGCAGCCCCACCCUCCAGCAAUGACGCCAGUUUCCAACGGAUAGUACUGGACAAAGGGCAGCUCGAGCUCGAGGAGGAGAAGCGCAAGAGGCAGCAGCAGGGGCUGCUCGAGCAGCGGCUGCAGAAGCUGCAGGAGCAGCGCAGGCUGUGCGCGCGGUGCGACUGCUUCGCGCUGCGCAGAGCCGCCCAGAGCGCCAACGCCACGGUGCGAGUGUCCCUCGACGAGAACCUAGAUGACGUCCCGGACACCACCACGAGCCCCAGUUUGACUGUGACCACGACGGGUAGCAAGGCCAAGACUACCCCGCUGGUGCCGCCGGUGAACCAGGUGCUGGUCAUCAACUGCACCUCGCGGCUGCUGGCCGAGGAGCUCCCCCGCUGGUCCUGGCCCGCGCGGCUGUCCGCCGGGGAGGCCGUGGCCGCCGAGACCUGGGCCGAGUUCCGCGGCGGCGACCUGAGCGGCGUGUCCCGCCUCCCGCAGCUGCCCUUUCACCUCACCAGGCUCUCCCUGGCCGACAACCGCCUGCGGAGCGUCGCGCCGCGGGCCUUCGCUAACCUCAAGACCCUGCGCGACCUCGACCUCAGCAACAACGUCAUCGCAGAUGUCCCGCACGACGCGUUCCUCGGCCUGGCCUCGCUGGAACGGCUGAACCUGUCUGGAAACAGCCUGAGCAGCCGCCCGCUGUCCGCGGACCUCUUUAAGGAUCUGGGCAAGCUCAACAAAGUCUCUCUGGCACACAACAAGAUCGCCGGCGAGCUCAACGCUGACACGCUGCCUUGGUCGGGAAGCAUCCUGGAACUGGACCUGUCCUAUAACGGGCUGACGAGCGUGAGCGCGGGCGCAUGGCGCCGCCUGCCGAACAUCAAGGUCCUAGACAUGUCCCACAACAAGCUGAGCUCGCUGACGCCCGACGCGUUCCUGGAGCUGCGCUCUCUGGAGCGCCUGGACCUGUCCUGGAACGCGCUGACCGCCCUGGCGCCCGGGAGCCUCGCGGGGCUGGCGGGGCUGCGCACGCUGGUCCUGGCGCACAACGCGCUGCGGGGCCAGGGCCUGCCCACGGCCUCCUUCACCCAGUUGGCCGCGCUCGACACGCUCGACCUGUCCUCGAACGCGAUCAGCCUGCACGAGAGCGCGGGCGCCCUCUCCGCGCUGCCGGCCGCGCUGCGCUCCCUGGACCUGUCGCACAACCCGCUGGGCCGCGCCGAGGGCGGGCUGGAGGGCCAGACCGAGGCGGCCGCCACGCUGCCCGCGACCCUGGAAUCUCUGUCGCUGGCGCACUGCAACCUGCACGGCCUGGACGUGCGCUCGUGGGGCGGGCUGGCCGCGCUGCGCCGCCUGCAGCUCGCCGGCAACGACAUCUCCGUGCUGAGCAGCCUGGCGCACCUGGACGCGCUGGCCGAGCUCAACGUGUCGAGUAACGCGCUGACGCGCUUCCCGACCGUGGCGCUGCCCGCGCUGCGCUCCCUGGACGUGACCCACAACCACCUCGAGCGCGCGCCCACGCCGUUCUCGCCGCUGCUGGCCGUCAUGCGGCUCGACGACAACCCCCUGGAGGAGCUGCGGAUCGCCGCGUCCCCGGCGCUCGCGCUGCUCUCCGUGCGCGGCAUGCCGCAGCUUCGCUCGCUGCCCCGCGGCGCCGUGCACCUGCACGCGGCCGAGGCGCCCGCCAACGCCACGGCGCCGUGCCUCGCCCUGCUGCUCAGCCACAACCCCAUGCUCGGCGAGGUGCACGAGGACGCCCUCCGCAACAUCACCUUCUGCCAGCUCGACAUGAGCCACAACGCGCUGGAGUGGCUGGACCCCAGGGCGACCGACUGGAGCGCCGUGCCGUCGCUGGACCUGCAGGGCAACCCCUGGAAGUGCUCGUGCCGGCUGCAGUGGCUGCUGGAGGGACCGAUGCAGCACAUCUACCGCUCCAGCCCCGCGCUGCUCGAGGACCUGAGGUGCUCCAGCCCCGAGACCGUCUCCGGGCGCCGGCUCGUCCACUGGUUCAACCACACGGGGCGCGCGCUGUGCGACGGCGAGCUCAUGGACCUGCAGUCGGCGGGCACCGUCACCUUCAAGAUGUCCCCGGCCUCGCUGGUCGUCAUGGGCUGCCUGGGCGUGGCGGCCGUCGGCCUCGUCCUGCUCGGCAUCCUCGCCCACCGGAGGUACGUGGCGAGGCGGCGCGUCCGGAACAGGCGCUUCUGAGCCGCCUCAUCCGGUGCCUGCAGUUACGCCCUAUACGUACGGAGCCACCGCCCGGACGGUGGCGCCCUCGGGCCGCGCGGUGGCGGCGCCCGGCGGCACCUCGCCAAUCUCGGACACGCCCUGUCGUGAUAAAACGCUGUGCUCGCCGUGCGGAGCCACACCCGUCGGCGAGGAUGGGGACGGACCCGAACACGCGAACCGAGGGGGGCAAUGCCAAUUAUUGUGGAUUAACUCUAGUCUUCUUUGCUCGUCUAGCAGAAUGUGUGUGUGAGUGUGUGUGUGUGUGUGUGUGUGUGUUUGUAUGUGUGUGACGUGCGUGUUUGUAAGUUCUUGAGUGUUAGAAUGAAUAGCAAAAACACUUCUCCUUUAAGUGGUUAAAACUGAUUAUCGGACGACUGUGAUUGUAUUUCUUUGAAAUAAAAACAAAAUGUAAUUCUAAA
Messenger RNA from Frankliniella occidentalis (western flower thrips), 3119 nucleotides. RefSeq names its product insulin-like growth factor-binding protein complex acid labile subunit. The record is from RefSeq and is a predicted model, not a curated record. The transcript is spliced from 9 exons. NCBI's taxonomy places the organism in Eukaryota, Metazoa, Arthropoda, Insecta, Thysanoptera, Thripidae. Bases 298 to 2679 code for a protein of 793 amino acids. Gene Ontology annotation, cellular component: extracellular matrix. Gene Ontology annotation, molecular function: protein binding.